ACGAGCGACGCGGGGCGCUUUCUUUUCAGUGCCGGGCUUGAGGUGGUGAGAGCGAGAGUGAAGGACUCGGCCGUGGAGACUGACCAGUCCGUGAGGCCCCUCCGGAGCGGGGCCGGAGGCUCUUGUGGAACUGAACCAAAUAAAAGUAUGGAUAUGGGAAAUCAACAUCCUUCUAUUAGUAGGCUUCAGGAAAUACAAAAGGAAGUCAAGAGUAUUGAACAGCAAGUGAUUGGCUUCAGUGGUCUCUCAGGUGACAAGAACUAUAAGAAGCUGGAGAGGAUUCUGACUAAACAACUUUUUGAAAUUGACUCUGUAGAUACUGAAGGAAAGGGGGAUAUUCAACAAGCCAGAAAAAGGGCCGCUCAGGACAUAGAGCGCCUUCUCAAAGAGCUGGAACAGAAUGCAAACCAUCCGCACCGUAUAGAGAUAGAGAAUAUUUUUAAGGAAGCUCAGUCACUUGUGAAGGAAGAAAUUGCUCCACUCUGUAGUGGAGAUAACCAAGUAACUGAUGAAUUUGAAGAAGCCAUCCAGGAUGUCAUACUGAGACUGACACAUGUAAAAACUGGAGGGAAAAUCUCUUUGCGGAAAGCAAGAUACCACACUUUGACCAGAAUAUGUGCAGUUCAAGAGAUUAUUGAAGAUUCCAUGAAGAGGCAACCUUCCUUGCCACUUUCUGAAGAUGCACAUCCUUCUGUCUCCAAAAUAAACUCUGUUAUGUGUGAAGUGAACAAAGCCAGAGGGACUCUUAUUGCUCUUUUAAUGGGAGUAAACAACAGGGAGACUUGCAAGCACUUAUCCUGUGUGCUGUCAGGGUUGAUUGCUGAUCUGGAUGCUUUAGAUGUUUGUGGACGUACAGAAAUAAGAAAUUAUAGGAAGGAAGUAGUGGAGGAUAUCAACAAAUUAUUGAAAUAUUUGGAUUUAGAAGAAGAAGCAGAUUCUACUUAUGCAUUUGACCUGGGACAGAAUCAAUCCAUUUUAAAAAUAGAAGGGAUCCUCAAGAAAAUGAGAGAAGUGAAGAAUGAACUUCUUAAAGCACAAAAUCCUGCUGAUUUAUACCUUGGAUCAAAGACAGAAUUGCAAGGUUUAAUUGGACAGUUGGAUGAAGUGGACCUUGGGAAGAACCCAUGUAUCCGAGAAGCAAGAAGAAGAGCUGUAAUAGAAGUGCAAACACUUAUCACUUUUAUUGACUUAAAGGAAGCUCUUGAGAAAAGAAAGCCGGGAGUUGCUGAGGAACACCCAUCCCACAAAUCCAUCUGGAGUGUUCUUGGAAGUUUGUCUGAGAUCCAGCGAGAAGUUCUUUCGUUUGACGGAAAUAGAACUGAUAAGAACUAUAUCCGGCUGGAGGAGCUCCUCACCAAGCAGCUGUUAGCCCUAGAUGCUGUGGAUCCUCAAGGAGAGGAGAAGUGCAAAACUGCCAGGAAACAAGCCGUGAAGCUUGCGCAGAAUAUUCUCAGCUAUCUCGACUUGAAAUCAGAUGAAUGGGAAUACUAAGAUAUCAGAGGUCACAUAUUUGAUAUUGCUUGUUUUGCACUUUAUGUAGAUUCCUAUAUAUUUAUAUAGAGCUCUUUCAGUCUGCUGAGGCAUAUAUGAUUUAAACAUGCAUAUUUCAACACCAGUAUUUGUUUAUGACCCCUGACUUGAGCAGAUUAUAUCUCUACCAUUUUUCAUGGUGCAAAAACAGAUGUAUUUACAACCCAUUAGCAUUUCCAUUUGGGUUGUAUUUUCUGUAUGAUGUGUAUUUUUAUUCUGGAAAAAAUGAGUUCUGUCAGAUGCAGAAUUUGCAGUAAUUGAUCUAUUUUUAAAAUGGAUAGUGCAGAAGCAAAAAAUGCAAAUGUUCUGAAAUCUAGAUAGACUUCUUACACAUUACUGGAAAUAAUUAUGAAAAUGAGAAAUAGAUUAAUUAUUGGCCUGAUACGAUUAAGAUCCAAACACUAGAGCAGCACAAAAAAAGUUUUUAAUAUGCUAAAUAAAAGCAAAAAGGAAAACCAGUUUUUAAAAUUUAGAAAUGUUGAU
Messenger RNA from Vombatus ursinus (common wombat), 2013 nucleotides. It is a transcript of the gene BAG5, whose product is annotated as BCL2 associated athanogene 5. The transcript has 2 exons. Gene Ontology annotation, biological process: negative regulation of protein ubiquitination; regulation of inclusion body assembly; protein stabilization. The coding region runs from base 148 to 1491 and encodes 447 amino acids. Gene Ontology annotation, molecular function: protein-folding chaperone binding; adenyl-nucleotide exchange factor activity. NCBI's taxonomy places the organism in Eukaryota, Metazoa, Chordata, Mammalia, Diprotodontia, Vombatidae. Gene Ontology annotation, cellular component: membrane; nucleus; cytosol. The record is from RefSeq and is a predicted model, not a curated record.